Messenger RNA from Beta vulgaris subsp. vulgaris (sugar beet), 2828 nucleotides. Its product is annotated as ABC transporter F family member 5. Lineage: Eukaryota; Viridiplantae; Streptophyta; Magnoliopsida; Caryophyllales; Amaranthaceae. Gene Ontology annotation, molecular function: ATP binding; ATP hydrolysis activity. The coding region runs from base 311 to 2473 and encodes 720 amino acids. The transcript is spliced from 9 exons. The record is from RefSeq and is a predicted model, not a curated record.
UUAACUCUUUCACCGUUCACGACUUGAUAAUUUGAUUACAUUUCAAUUUCUUUGUUCUGGACUUAUGGUUCUUAUAAACUCACCUAAAUCCUCAACUGAAUAAAAUACACACGCUACUACAUUUGUUAGUAGCUAAAGAAAAUAUAGAUUACAUAGAAAACCAGAGAAAGAAAUUAGCUAAAAUUGGUUUCUUUCUUCCUUUAAUGGGCUAAAAUUUCUUCUAAGUUUGUGAGAGAGAGAAAAAAAGGAGGGUUUUUUUUGUUAAGUGAACUUCAAAACCCACAAAAUUUCUCAUUUUCUCUCUUUUACAAUGGAUUUAACCACUAAAAUUCACCGAAUUGAUCUUCGUUCAACUUUUAUCACUGGUUCAUCUUCUUCAACUUUGUUAGAUUCUCGAAAAUCUUCACUUUUACCUCUUACAUCUUCAUUUUCCACCAUUAAAGCUUCAACCUUUAGUAACAAUUCAGUAAAAUCUUCAAAACCCAUUUCACAGUCAAAUCCUAGACUCAAACUAUCUCAAAUUUCAUCCAAAUUAUCUGCCCUAGCUGUUGAAACACCAACCCCAAAUACCCAGAACAGGGAUGAAAUUGAAGCUCUGUUUUCUAAAGAUUCUGCUUCUGAUUUUGAUAGAAAAAGGGGAAAUAAUAGAAAAUCAAAUUCUGGGGCUUCAAGUGUUUCAUCUGGGGUUAGAUUGGAGAAUGUUAGUAAGACUUAUAAGGGAGUUACUGUGCUGAAAGAUGUGAGUUGGGAAGUGAAAAAGGGUGAAAAAGUGGGGUUAGUUGGGGUAAAUGGGGCUGGGAAAACUACCCAAUUGAGGAUUAUUUCUGGGUUGGAAGAAACUGAUUCUGGGAAUGUGAUUAAGGCUAAAAACAAUAUGAAAAUAUCGUUUUUGAGCCAAGAAUUCGAGGUUUCGCUGAGUAAGACUGUCAAGGAGGAGUUUAUGAGCGCGUUUAAGGAAGAAAUGGAGGUUGCAGAUAAGAUUGAGAAGGUGCAAAAGGCUAUUGAGGGAUCUGUUGAUGAUUUGGAUUUGAUGGGGAGGUUGUUGGAUGAGCUUGAUUUGUUGCAGAAUAGGGCACAAGAUGUAGAUGUGGAUCAGGUGGAUGCUAAGAUCAGUAAAUUGAUGCCUGAGCUCGGGUUUUCGCCCGAGGAUUCUGAUAGGCUAGUGGCAUCUUUUAGUGGUGGAUGGCAGAUGAGAAUGUCACUUGGGAAGAUUUUGCUUCAGGACCCGGAUUUGCUGCUCUUGGAUGAGCCUACUAAUCACCUUGAUCUUGACACCAUUGAGUGGCUUGAGAAAUAUCUUAACAAGGUGGAUGUGCCAAUGGUCAUCAUAUCUCAUGAUAGAGCUUUUCUUGACCAGCUUUGUACCAAAAUUGUGGAGACAGAAAUGGGUGUGUCUAGGACAUUUGUAGGAAACUAUUCUGACUAUGUUAUUUCAAAGGCUACUUGGAUUGAAGCUCAAUUUGCUGCAUGGGAGAAGCAACAGAAGGAAAUUGACCAAACCAAAGACAUAAUCAACCGAGUUGGUACGGGUGUCAGUGUUGGCCGAGGAUCCACUGCAGAGAAGAAAUUGGAAAGGCUUCAAGAUGAGGAGCUAGUUGAGAAGCCUUUCAUAAGGAAACAAAUGAAGAUCAGAUUCCCCGACCGUGGCAGGAGCGGGAAGUUGGUUGCGACAGUGGAAAAUCUGCAAUUUAGCUAUGGCGAUAAUGUGCUAUUUCGCAAUGCAAAUCUUACAAUUCAGCAAGGGGAGAAAAUUGCUAUACUUGGCCCAAACGGGUGUGGGAAAAGCACAUUGUUAAAACUAAUAAUGGGUUUGGAAAAACCUACUUCUGGUGAAGUUAUACUAGGGGAGCAUAACGUGGUUCCAAAUUAUUUUGAGCAGAAUCAGGCUGAAGCGCUGGAUUUGGAUAAAACGGUGCUCCAGACAGUGGAAGAAGUUGCAGAGGAUAAAGAACUUAGUGAAAUAAAGAAACUUUUAGGAGUUUGCAAUUUUAAAUCUGAUAUGCUAGAUAGGAAGGUCUCCCUUUUGAGUGGUGGAGAGAAGGCGCGCUUGGCCUUCUGCAAGUUCAUGGUGAAACCAUCAACCCUACUGGUUCUUGAUGAGCCUACCAAUCAUUUGGAUAUCCCUACAAAGGAGAUGCUUGAGGAAGCUAUACAAGAAUAUCCGGGUACUGUCAUUACAGUUUCCCAUGAUCGGUAUUUUGUUCGUCAAAUAGUGAACAGAGUAAUCGAGGUUAAGGACGGACAUGUACAAGACUAUGUCGGUGACUACAAUUAUUAUUUAGAAAAGAAUCUUGAUGCAAGGCAAAGGGAAUUGGAACGUGAGGCAGAGCUAGAAGAGAAGAAUUCUAAAGUAAAAGCGAAAUCAAAGAUGUCCAAGGCCGAGAAGGAGGCUCGGAAGAAACAAAAAAUGGUGGCUUUUCAGCAGGCAAAAGCAAAAUCGAAGGGAUUAAAGAACGCAAAGAGAUGGAACUGAUUCGACAUGCAGUAUCUUUUGGUAUUAUUAAUGAAGAUCCGCUCAUCGUAAUCGAUUUCUCUUUGUUGAGGUAACCUCGAAAAGGGUGUCUAUGUAAGGCUCUUUUUGAUCUUUGAUCUUGUACAUAGCUACACGUUGGUAUAUAGGGACCUUCAGGUGGUCUUUGUUUUGUCAUUGGGGAAAGAUGAGAACUUGUAGAAUCUGUAAUUGAAAUAGUGUACUGAACCUUAAUAUCAGUUUACUGCAUACUUAGCUUAGAACUUGAGAGAACUAUCUAUAGAUUUUGUAAAUAACAAUUUGGUAUGCCCUUAAUUAUGCGAUUCUAUAUCAAUUUCACCAUUUAACUUUUUGUUUA